AUGACAAGGCCAAAGAUUUACCUCUUCGGUGAUUCAAUCACUGAAUCCUCUUUCUCACUAGGUGGAUGGGGUGCUUCUCUCGCUCACCAUUUCUCUCGCACGGCUGAUGUGGUGCUGAGAGGAUACAGCGGAUACAACACUCGGUGGGCGUUGAAGGUGUUGGAGAGAGUUUUCCCUGCGUCACAGGGCGUUGACGGUGGAACCGCAAAAGCUCCACUUGCUUUGACUGUUUUCUUUGGGGCCAACGAUGCGUGCCUUCCAGAUAGAUGUUCUGCUUUUCAGCACGUGCCUCUCCAAGAAUAUAAGCGGAACCUUCACUCCAUUGUUUCCUUCUUCAAGAAGCUAUGGCCCACAACUCUUGUUCUCCUCAUAACACCUCCUCCAAUUGAUGAGGAAGCACGUUGUAGACACCCGUAUGUAGAAAAUCCACAGGGUCUUCCUGAAAGGACAAAUAACGCAGCUGGCGAGUAUGCUAAAGCAUGCAUUGCUGUGGCUGGAGAAUUUGGAAUACCUGUGGUUGAUAUAUGGAACAAAAUGCAACAGCACCCUGAGUGGGAAACAUAUUAUCUAAGUGAUGGUUUGCAUCUCACUGAAAGUGGCAAUCAAGUUGUUUUUGAGGAAGUAAUCACAAAGCUGAGAGACGAAGGCUUGAGUCUGGAAUCUAUACCAGUUGAUCUCCCACUUAUUAAUGAUAUUGAUCCUAAGGACCCCCUGAAGGCCUUUCUGCAUUAA
Molecule: messenger RNA, 732 nt
Organism: Sphenostylis stenocarpa
Lineage: Eukaryota; Viridiplantae; Streptophyta; Magnoliopsida; Fabales; Fabaceae
Source: the annotation of a GenBank genome assembly